CGAUUUCCAUUUCAUUCCUUCGAACAAACCUAAUCGCUCAUUUCGAACAUUUUGAUCUCGAAAUUGUUAACGAACGAUGGAGGAAGAUAAGCAAAUGCACGAGGAGAAGGAGAAAUCAUCUCUGGUUAAAGAAGAAGCGGUUCGUGAAGAAGAUCCCGAGGUUGAGAAAUCUGCAGCGGUAGAUGCGGAUGCGACGCCGAAGAGCUCUGGUGGUUGGGGAUGGGGUUUCUCUGUGCUUUCGGAUCUUCAAAAAGCUGCGGAAGAUAUAUCUCGUAAUGCAGCAGCAGUGGCGGAGAAAGCAGCUAAAAGCAUUGCGGAAAUGGGAGAAGCAGAUGAAGACUCUGAGUCUUCUGCUAAGGAAGAAGAGAAAACUGAAGAACCGGAUACAGAGCAGGAUAGUGAUGAUGAGAAUGCAAAGUUAAAGAGGUCAGCUCUCGAGAGAUUGGAGGGUGCAAGUGAAGAGUCACUUCUUAGCCAGGGUUUGAAGGUUUUCGAUGAUUCAGUUGAGAGCUUUGCUUCUGGAGCUUGGCAGGCAUUCGGGAACGCGUUAAAAGGGGGCACAAGUUUGGUGCAAAAGCUUGAAAACAGUGUCCAGCAAGGUUCUUCCCCUAGGGAAGCUGGAUCUGGUGCACCGUCUCUACUGGAGACGGGAAAGGCUUUAACUGCCAAAGGAAUGCAAGUACUUGAAUUUGUGGGCAAAGAGACCAUGGAUUUACUGAUUACAGAGACUGGGCUUGGUGAGAAGAACGGGGUAGAAUUUAAGGAUCAAGUACUUGAGGAAGUGACAUUUGAUCGAUGCUUUUACAUUUAUGGUGGCCCUGAGCAGCUUGAGGAAUUGGAAGCAUUGGCAAGCCACUAUACUCUGUUGUUCAAUAGGAGAAAGGGGAAAUUGUCACCAGAUCAGAAAUCGCUGUAUGAUGGAAAGCUCAAACAAAUCCAACAACUGUUCAGCUUCGCUGAUGAAACGAGUAAAAGUAAAGCAGAGUCUGACAAAGGGAAGAAUAUAGAUAUCAAAACUGAAGGCAAUGAUGACGACAUGAAGAAUCUGCAUAACUCGAGUGUCAGCAAAGCUGCUGAUAUGGCUGCUGGGUUCACAAAUGCUUUAACGGGACUAAACGUAAAUGAUAUGAUCCAGCGAACCGGUGGCAGGCUUGAAUCUCUUCACUCUGAAGGAGUUCAUAGACUUUCCGAGAUGUGCUGUUUUGCAGUCACUCAUCUGCUUAUUCUUGGAAAGUCCAUGAUAUCUCAUGCCAACAAAGUUCAGGAUGAAGACUCCGAGGCGUUGAAAAUCGAUUGGCCAGAGGAUCCUACUGAAAAAGCUAAUCUGAUUAAAGGCAAGGCAGAAUCAAUGGCUGGCUAUGUCGAAGCAGUUUCCAAUAGUUUUAUAACAGGUAUCUCAGAUGUAUCCGAAACAUACUCAGCUGCGAUUAAAGGAGUUACCGCUGCUGCUGAUUCCAAAGAUGAACUUCUGAAUACAUCAACCAUGCAGGAAAAAGCAAGCACCUUCAACGAUAGUCUUCGUUCUGACCAAACCACAGCUAUCACAAAGAUCCAGGAAGGACUUCAGUACUUAUCCUAUGUUGUGAUAUCUACCUCAAUGCCCUCCGCCUAAUAUAAUAAGAGUUAGAUUGGUCUUUAUAUGUUGGUUUUUCUUUCUAUAACAUGACUUGGAUUCGAAUUAGUUUUCUUUGUAGAUAUUAUCAUCUCUUUCCCUAGGCUGCUCUUUAUGGUAAGUCUCUCCCGACUUGUCCUCUGCUUCUUUGUUUGUCUGGAUCUUGAAUGUUUGAAUGAAAUCUAGAAACCAAAGAUUAAAGCAGGGAAGAGAUUUAGUAGUUUUAUUUUUGUUUAAAACAUGCUGUUGCUUCCAGAGUAUUUACUUGGAAAUUGCUUUA
Molecule: messenger RNA, 1892 nt
Organism: Capsella rubella
Lineage: Eukaryota; Viridiplantae; Streptophyta; Magnoliopsida; Brassicales; Brassicaceae
Exons: 9
Coding region: 77-1612 (511 amino acids)
Source: RefSeq, a predicted model, not a curated record